AAGCCCCGCCCAUAAGAGAGGCGUUUCGCUCCCUGCUUCUACUUUACGGGCGUACUUGCAACCUUUGACCGCUCGCACCGGAAAUACUACGCGUGUGCCAGCCCUUUGCAUGGUGAGCAUUCUGAUUUUGACUGCCGCAGUGGGAGCGGUGACGAUCUUGCUGGUCCAGAGACUAUGGGCUGUGUUUCGGCCCCAUCACGUCACUCCCCGAAAGUCGCUCGGACUCUUGAUAGUAGCCGGAUCUGGUGGUCACACCACGGAGAUCUUGAGGCUGGUUGGAAGCUUGUCCCAUGCUUACUCACCUAGGCAUUAUGUCAUUGCUGAGUCUGACGAGAUGAGUGCCAGCAAAAUCCAUGCUUUGGAACGUUCUCGAGCCGAGAGAGACUCUCCUACCAAGUGUCCCCAAUACCACCUUCACCGAAUUCCGAGAAGCCGGGAGGUUCGGCAGUCCUGGCUCUCCUCCGUGUUCACCACCUUGAACUCCAUGUGGUUUUCCUUUCCGCUGGUUCACCGAAUAAAGCCAGAUUUGUUGCUACUAUGUCAAAGCAAAAAGACCUCACUCACCCCACCUCAACGCCAUGCUGAAGACCCUUCCCAGAGGUCAGUGCCUCACUCAGGACCUCCAAGUCUCCAGAACUGUCUGCAAGCAUUUGUCUACUCUGGAGAGAACUGAGCCCUCCAGCCCUCCGUAGCCCGCCUGGUUCUCAUAACAGUGUGGUUUGCAUUACUGCUGCUGCUGAUGGCCCCUUCUCUUUGAGUGCUGACAGGUUUCAAGGGAGGGUUGGGCCAAAACUGUUACUAUUUUCUUCUUCAAGUUCUGAACUGAGGCAAUCCCUGACGUCCCUGUGACUGUUUCUGAGGCGAUUUGAAGGCUCCCUUCUACAACUGGCAGAAACGACGGAGGCAGAUAAUAAGUGCAUCCAGCUGCAACAGGAAGCAACACACUUAAGUCAAACCAGUAUUUACCUAAGAGCAUGGGUGCCGAUGCCUAGCCUACACCCGGUGUCAGGAACAGAAGGCCGCUGGGUUGGCUUCCCUGGGGUGACGGUAAACUAGGGAGGAAAGCUGCUCGGCCUCCAUGAUGACCUCAACCCAAGAGCCUGGUGCCCGCAGGAGGCUGGAGGAGUCGGGAGGUCCCGUUCCUGCUACUGCUUUUUCUUGGAGUCUACUUGAUGCUCACUCCCUGCUGACACAGUGUCUCUGCUUGUUGUGGCUGUGACAUCACUUCCCCCUUCUGAAAGAAGAGAGUUUUUGCUGGACAGAUAACCAACCACACAGCAAGUGGACACACUGCUGACGAGGUUCUGACCAGUGUGGUAUGGGCAGACAUGGUAUGUACAAUGUCUGGGUCAUGCUCUUGACGCUUUCUUUCUGAUUGUUGUAAAGACGAAUUCAACGUGAAGUAGGCUGGCCUCAGACUUGGGAUGUUCUCACCACCACCUUUUGAGUGCUUGAAUUACAGCCUGCUCAUAUUAAUCUUUUAAAUAGACAAAGGUGAACUCUUUUUGCUUGUUCACUCCUUGGUCUUGGUGUGCCUGAGAUGCAGGAGUUGAAAUCACUGUCUUUGACCUAGAGAGAUGGGAACUGAAGGUGGACUAUGGCAACAAUAGCACACAAGUCUGGUGUUAAGUGGACUUUUCUGUCCUGCCAGUCAUUCCCCCAAAUAACCACACAGAGACUUAAUAUUAAUUAUAAAUGCUCAGCCGAUAGCUUAGGCUUGUUUUUACCUGGCUCUUAUAACUUAAAUUAACCCAUUUCUAUGAAUCUAUGUGCUGCCCCAAGGCUUGUUUACCUCAUGUAUGUACUUCCCGUCCUGCUCACUCUUCAUCUCAUGGCAGCUCCUCUGACUCUGUCCUUCUUCCCAGCAUCCUCUCUGCCCCAAAAGUCCAGCCUAGCCAUUGUCCAAUCAGCUUUUUAUUAACCAGUGAGAGUAAUACAUAUUUACAGUGAACAAAAGGAUUAUUCCACAGCAGUCUGGGCCAUGACUGCACAUAGCCAAGAUGAUUAUUAACUCUGCUUAGACGGCUAAACUUCAUUCACACUCUCCUAUAAAAGGACAUUUUCUAUCUUAUUUGAGCUAUUGUUAUACUGGGCCUUUAAUGAGACAGUCUAGAACCUGGUGUGAUGGCUCAGUGGGUAAAGCACUCACUCCUCAAACCCAAGGACCUGAGUUCAAUCCCUGUUUCCCAUGUAAAGGUGGAAGGAGGGAACCUGACCUCCACAUAAGUGUGGAGGCAUGCCCCUUCCCCACACAUCAUACCCAAAAUAAUAAUAAAAAAAUAAACAUUUAAAAAAUUAUAGGACCAAACUGAUAAAUCUAUUUUUUUUCUGUUUUCUACAUCUAAUAUGGAAAAAUGAUCACCUUGUCACUGCUAAAUUUACCAGACCUCAGUUGAAGUGGCCAUAUGAGAAUUUUCAGUUCUUCCACCCAGGAAAUUGAUUUUGUUACUGGGUACCACUGGGGAAGGACAUUCCCAGAGGAAGGUCAUCUACUUUACUGACCCAACCAGUCCUAGAGGCAUGUACGUGUUACCUUAGGAAGAAAUAAUUCAUAGCAUGUAUACAGACUAGCAAGAGAUAUAUGCCCUACCAGCUGCCAAAUCCUCAACUCAUUCCAGUGGCAAUCUUUAAGUCCCAUUUAAACACCAUGUAAAUCAAUUAUAGGUGAGAAUCUAGGCACGUCCUGAGGUGCAAUCCCUCUCCAUCAUCAGUGAAUCCGUAAAACCCAGUCACCUACAUGCUUUCAGAACAAUAGCUAGAUACUCCCGUUCUGAAAGGGAGGAGAUAAAAGGGGAAAGGAAGAGAUGACAGGUCCCAAGCAAGUCCCAACCCUACCAGAAUAAACACCCCACAUUCUCAGAGCUGAAGAAUGAUCUCUUCAGAUGCCAUUCUCUGCCGCUUCUUCUCUACUGGGACAGUGGCCCUGCCUCUGUGACCCACUGGGGUACUAUUCCACUCUUCUAGAUGGACUGGAACUGCAGUCUCUCUCAAUUGCAGCCUUCAAAGCUGUUCACUUGGAGUUUUAAUAAGCAGGUCUUGAGGACUCCCAUGACUCUGAGAAUAGUGCAUUUUUUGCCUUCCAAUAGACUUAUGAUCUCAUCAAUAAUAAUAAUAUUUUUUAAAGGCCACAAAAUUGACCUCUCCUCCUCCUCUUCCUCCCCCUCCCCCUCCCCCCUCCAUUUUCCUCUUCUUCCUCCCCAACUUUCCUUCUCCUCUGAUUCGGUUUUUGAGACUGGGUCUUUCUAUGUAGUCCUUGUUGGCUUAGAACUCACUAGGUAGACCAGGCCCGCCGCAAAUGUGCAACAAUAUUCUUGCCUCUGCCUCACAAGUUCUGGCAUCAGAAAUGUGCACCACCAUACCUGUUUUGAGACAGGGCUUACUAUGUAACCCAGGAUGACCCUGACUAACUCUCUUCUUACCUUCCAGGAGCUAGGCUUGCAGGAAUUAACUACCAUGCCCAGAAUGGCAACCAUUGCUUAUCCUGCCCCUCUCCUUCCCUUCCCUUCACACUGGUGACAUUCUGUUCAGCGUGCACAGUUGACCCUUGCAACACAAAUAUCCUUAUGGAACGUGGGCUGUGUCAGUCGGCCACACACUGAGAGACUGACCUCUUCUGAGCUUGCUUUCGCAGUUUUCACAGGGUGGGUAGGGUGAGCAAUGUCUAAAUCUUUUACAUUCUAGUUCCCUUUGCUUAUUCUGACUUCAAAGAAUUUCUUCCUUCUCACAUCUUACUAUUAGAACCCAAGCUCCUUUUCAACACUUUGCUUAGAAAUCUAUUCAGGUAAAUGGCCCGUUUCCCCUCUUCCACGCUCUUUGCUUGGCAAGAACUGUCUUUUCCUUACUGUCCAA
This is a messenger RNA of Peromyscus maniculatus bairdii (prairie deer mouse), 3849 nucleotides long. Lineage: Eukaryota; Metazoa; Chordata; Mammalia; Rodentia; Cricetidae. The record is from RefSeq and is a predicted model, not a curated record.